Messenger RNA from Cuscuta campestris, 1644 nucleotides. The record is from the annotation of a GenBank genome assembly. NCBI's taxonomy places the organism in Eukaryota, Viridiplantae, Streptophyta, Magnoliopsida, Solanales, Convolvulaceae.
GAUCACACUUAACUUGCUUUCCACUUUGUAUUCUCCUCUAUAUAUAUAUCCAUCUAUCCCACCUUCUUUGUUGCCUUCCAACUUAUUUCUUUAAUCCCUUUUUAAUCUUUCCCCACCUAAAUAUAAUUAUAUUAUUAAUUAAUGAUAAUUAAUAUGGGUAGUGAAGGUAGCAUAGAGUUCUUCCCUACCACUAAUAAGGCUCUUCAUUGUGACCCAAACCUUGAGAUUGCUUCCAUGGUGGAGCUUCUUAAUAGUAAUGCUAAUAAUGAGAAGAAGAGUGAUUUAUUUAGUGAUAAUGAUGGCUCUAAUUGGUUUGAGGAAGAAAUUGAUGUUGAUCUCAAAUGGUCCUUUGCUCUCAACGGGAUGCUACAUAGAGGAAAAAGUGAGUACCAAGACAUUGCUCUCUUGGACACAAAGAGGUUUGGAAAGGUGCUGGUGAUAGAUGGGAAGAUGCAGAGCGCAGAGAUGGAUGAGUUCAUCUAUCAUGAAUGCCUCAUUCAUCCUCCCCUCUUAUGCCAUCCUAACCCAAAAAGAGUGUUUAUAAUGGGAGGUGGUGAAGGAUCAGCAGCAAGGGAAGCACUUAGGCACAAAACCAUUGAGAAUGUGGUCAUGUGUGAUAUUGAUCAGGAGGUUGUUGACUUUUGCCGGAGACACCUAACCGCAAACUAUGAUGCAUUCCGUAACAAAAAGCUUAAUCUGGUCAUUAAUGAUGCCAAGGUUGAGCUAGAGAAGAAGGGAGAGAAAUAUGAUGUGAUAGUGGGAGAUUUGGCAGAUCCAGUGGAGGGAGGGCCUUGCUAUCAACUCUACACCAAAUCUUUCUAUCAAAAUGUUGUUAAGCCCAAGCUUAAUCAUCAUGGAAUCUUUGUUACUCAGGCGGGGCCCGCUGGAGUUUUCACCCACACCGAAGUGUUUUCAUCUAUCUACAACACGAUCAAACACGUUUUUAACCAUGUAGUUGCUUUCACAGCACAUGUCCCAUCCUUUGCAGAUACAUGGGGAUGGGUUAUGGCUUCAGACGAGCCAUUAUGCAUAGAUUCCGCGAAACUGGACGCGAGAAUUGCAGAGAGAGUUGAGGGGGAGCUCUUGUAUCUCAACGGCUCUUCGUUCUACAGUUCCACCAUCCUGAACAAGACCGUCGCAAACACGCUGAAGAAUGAGACGCAUGUGUACACCGAGGAGAACGCGAGGUUCAUUCCCGGGCACGGGUUGUUGGACUUCAAGAACUGAUCGAGGCGCGAGAUAUAUGUAUACAUGAGAUUUGGUGCGGAUACAUGGAGAAUGUACAUGACAUGGAUGACAAAUUAUCAAAAGAAAACAUCAAAAUUAAAGAAGAAGCAAAAAUAGAUAUGUGCUUAAUCGAGGGCUUAGUAUUGUUUUGUGUUCUACAGGUUUUUCCUCUUCUUUGUUUUUAAGACUUAAGUGAUGUUGUGUUACUUUGCAGUUUGAUUAAUGUUCAAGUACGUGGUUUCUUUAAUUUGUGAUUAGGGCAUAUGAAUGGUCUCUUUAAUGGUCAAAGUCCUUUCACUAAUCUUUGUUUAGUGUUUGACCUUGACCCCUUUAUUGCGUUUUGUACCCCCCAAAGAAAAUGUUUUAAAUAUUUGUUCAUGAAGUUAGUGUUUUAUUGAAAAAAUUUUCAUCUACAUU